UCUACACAGGUUUUAAUAAAUCUCCUGCAUGGAGACACACCCUAAUCCUAGCCUCAUUUUCAGUUAAAGUUGCAAUCACCUGACCUGCGUUACACAUUUUAGGCGUUUGAUAGCAAGUGGAAUCCAGGAUUUUAUAAGUGAGAAGGUGAAGGUUGAGGGUUACUGAUACAUGCACAAACUUAGAGCGCAAAAUGCAGAAAAAAACACGGUCUCCUUCAAAGGCUCCACCUAAACCAUUCAAACAAAGAAAAUGUUUAGCAACCAGAAAGUCAGAAGUCAUUGGUAUAAAGGCCAAGUUUCCUACAAAAAUCCCGGUAAUCGUAGAGAGAUACCAAAAAGAAAAAUACCUUCCUCUCCUAGACAAAACCAAAUUUCUUGUUCCUCAGGAUCUUUCUAUGUCUCACUUUGUAAAUAUUAUCAGAAACCGAAUGGACUUAUCAGCAACACAAGCUUUUUAUAUUCUGGUUAAUGAGAAGAGCCUUGUUAGUAUGUCCCUCACCAUGUCAGAAUUGUACAGGGACCAUAAGGAUGAAGAUGGCUUUUUAUAUAUGAUUUAUGCAUCCCAGGAGAUGUUUGGAUGAGCAUGUGCUUUCUUAGAAUUUUAUUUUUCAAAACUGAAUUAUAGCAAUCCCCUUAUCACAAACUGAGAUUUUAUCAGAUUCAAAAUGGUCCUAAUUUUAGUUAAUAUAGUUUUAAUGGAUUUGUAGAUUCUUUUAUAAUUGUUUGCAGACAACUGUAAUAAAGAACUUUAGCAUGGUUUUGACCUACUUUAACAUUGUUUUAGUCUGAUUCUUGGAAGACAGAAAACCUUGCCUGCUCACAGGAGAAACCAAUCUUAUGUACCUGUCAUCAAACCAUAUUUUCUAAACAAACUCAGAUUCUAUUCCCUAACUACUCUUAACACCACUACUGCCCCUAAAAAUAAAUAUAAACUUUUUUUUUUUUUUUUUAAAGCUCUGUAUCAUAGCUUUCCUCUUGCUUACAUUGCGUGAGCUCCUGGCAGGAGAAAGCGGGUGUUCCCCAGCAGGUGCGAUAUCACUGAAGCCUGUAAGAGCUGUGCCUCGCCGCACCCCCUAUGCACUUUCUGCCAGACCAGGAGGAAACCAAGCUGUUUGACUUGCGCAGGGAACAGAGCCACCUAGUGGCCAUUUUUUCAUUGACAUUAAAAAACAUAGCUUGCGAAUUUUAACAGCAAGUAAGUAGCAAAUUGUCUUAUUACAUAAGAAACA
Messenger RNA from Hyla sarda, 1229 nucleotides. RefSeq names its product microtubule associated protein 1 light chain 3 gamma (gene MAP1LC3C). The transcript is spliced from 4 exons. Gene Ontology annotation, cellular component: autophagosome membrane; autophagosome; cytosol. Gene Ontology annotation, molecular function: ubiquitin protein ligase binding. The record is from RefSeq and is a predicted model, not a curated record. Lineage: Eukaryota; Metazoa; Chordata; Amphibia; Anura; Hylidae. Gene Ontology annotation, biological process: autophagy of mitochondrion; cellular response to nitrogen starvation; autophagosome assembly. The coding region runs from base 192 to 581 and encodes 129 amino acids.